Molecule: messenger RNA, 2352 nt
Organism: Striga hermonthica
Lineage: Eukaryota; Viridiplantae; Streptophyta; Magnoliopsida; Lamiales; Orobanchaceae
Source: the annotation of a GenBank genome assembly
AUGUCAACAGUUCCAAUAAAUGAUGCGAAAACUGAAACGGCGGCGUCUUCAGGAGUCCGGCGUCGGUUUGGAGAUCUUAGAGGGGUACAAUGGCGCAUAGAUUUGGGGAUUUUACCGUCCAGCCCUUCUGCAUCAGUCGAUGAUCUUCGUCGGGUUACUGCCAAUUCUAGGAGGAGGUAUGCUUCUUUGAGGAGACAGCUUCUAGUUGAUCCAAAUGUGCCGAAAGAUGGAAUGAAUUCUCUUGAUCUUGUCAUUGACAAUCCAUUGUCCCAAAAUCCAGAUAGCAUGUGGGGUCGAUUCUUCAGAAAUGCUGAACUGGAGAGAAUGGUUGAUCAAGACUUAACGCGCUUGUACCCUGAAAGAGGUGGUUAUUUCCAGGCAAGCGAUUGCCAGGCCAUACUGAGACGAGUUUUACUGCUUUGGUGCCUUCGACAUCCAGAACAUGGCUACAGACAAGGCAUGCAUGAGCUCCUGGCUCCCUUGCUGUACGUCCUCCAUGUGGACGCCGAGCGCCUCUCGGAAAUCCGCAAAAUCCACGAAAACCACUUCCCAGACAAAUUCGACUCCUUCGACGAGACCAACUUCUCCUACACAAAUGGUACACCAAAUGGAAGCCCGGUCAGGACCCGCACGCCCGAUGAGCUCGAUCCCAUCACCCAAUUUCUCAUCGAGCUGAGCGAUGCAUACGGUGCUGAGGGCGAACUUGGCAUUGUCACGUCCAAAAAGUUCCUCGAACACGAUGCUUAUGCCAUGUUCGACUCCCUCCUCGGCAAUGCCCUCUCCAUGUCAAACUUCUUUUCCCACUCCCCCUCCGGGCCCCACUCGGGCUCACCCCCUGUGAUUGAGGCCUCUGCAGCCCUCUACCACCUGCUCUCAAUCGCUGACCCAUCUCUCCAUGCCCAUCUAGUCGAGCUUGGGGUCGAGCCACAGUACUUUUCCAUCCGCUGGCUGCGCGUGCUCUUUGGUCGCGAGUUCUCCUUGGAGGACCUUUUGUCCGUGUGGGACGAGAUUUUCGCCAGGGAGAAUGUAAAAUUGGGUGGCGCCAUGAACUUUGAGAUUCUCGAGUCGGCUAGGGGGGCUUUUGUGUGCGCGUUCGGGGUCUCGAUGAUACUCCACCUCAGGUCCUCGCUGCUGGCCACCGAGAACGCGACUGCCUGCCUGCAGAGGCUGCUCAACUUCCCAGACGAUGUCGGGAUCGAGAAGCUUCUGGAGAAAGCGGUGUCACUGCACGAACUGGUACUGAGGUCGAACUAUUCGGCCUCAGCGAACAGGGGCCAUAGCCACUCCCUGGACUCGACCUCUCCCAGAACACCCCUGAGCAUGGUGGCCGAUAGCUACUGGGAAGAAAGGUGGAGGGUUCUGCAUGAGGACAAAAAGGAGGAAGAAUGUCAAAAGGAGAAGGGAGAGGAAGUUCCUUACCGUAAAAAGGGUUGGUCAGAGAGAGUGAGGCUCCGCCUCUCGAGGACAGAGUCCGACCCAACCCCGUCGAAGAAAAACGAGCAGAACAAAAUUUCUAGGCCGUCUGUUAGGAGAAGUUUGUUGAAGGAUCUUGCGCGGCAGCUCGGUUCGAAUGAGGAUGAGAAUAAGGAUGCUAUAGGUUGCGAUCAGGAUAAUAACGAGGAUCCUGAGGAGUCGAUUGAGGUUAGUGGUGUUGAAGAUGUAAUUGCGGACAAGAAUAAUUACAAUGCAUCGAUUGAAGAGAACUCUUCCAGUAUCUCGGAUCCGGUGGGACCAAUGACUGGAAGCAGUGACAACGAAAAUGAGAGCGGGAGGAGUAGUGUCGGGUCAAACUCAUCUUUGGAUGAAAAUGAUUCUGUGUCAUGCGUGACCAAUUCGGAAUGUUCUCCUCCGCUUCCCGUCUCAGACCCGCCAGAAGGAUUGUCUUCUCAAGUUAUGGAAAAUGACGAGUCUUUGGAGAGGGUGGGGACGGGUACUUUAAAGGAUAGGAAAGUACUGUCAGGUAAGUUUCAAUGGCUGUGGAAGUUUGGGAGGAAUGGUGGAGAGGGAACAUCCGAGAGAAAAAGUGGCUCUGUGGAUGGGAAAGGUUUCAAUGGAGAAGGUGAUGAGAAGAAUGUGGCUGUAUUGUUAAAUGACGAUGGGUGUGAGCGUUCUGGUGGGACGAGCAAGAGUGAGACGGUAGAUCAGAAUUUGAUGGUUAGCUUGAAGAAUCUUGGCCAGUCCAUGCUUGAGAACAUUCAGGUGAUAGAGUCUGUGUUCCAGCAUGAUAAUCGGAGUCAAACAGGGUCCUUAGAGAACUUGUCAAAGAACGGUCUUGUCGGCAAAGGACAAGUCACAGCCAUGGCCGCACUCAAGGAGCUCCGGAAGAUCAGCAACCUUUUAUCUGAGAUGUGA